AUGGAUGGAUUCCAGGCCACAUCCUCGACCGCAGCAGCGGUCACAUUCAUCACAUUCGUCCAGGACCUCAAGCGGAAGACCAAGGAAUGGGAGGACAUGGUCAGCCUCUGUGCUAGUGGAGAGAAGACGCUGGAGCGGUUUCGAUACAACUUCGGAGAUGAUUGGCUGUAUGCGGAUCAACUGCGAGGGGAAUGGAGCGCAUAUAACGAGAUUCUGAAGAGAAAGAAUGAUGCGAUUCAGGAACAGCUCGCUGGUCUUCAGUUGAAGAUUGUCGCCGAAGACAAUAUUGUUGAGAAGCGCAUCGGUGAUGCUAUCGAAGAAUGGGAGCAGAUCCGACCUGUUCAAGGCAGCGUCAAAGCCGAGACCGCACUCAAUACGAUCAACGCAUUCGAGGUGAAGCUGACGAAGGUUAAAGACGAUUAUGACCUUGUCUGCCGUGCGAAGGAAGCUCUUGACCUUGAGCUCACUCGUCACAAUCGCCUUGAUCCCAUCUUCGAGGAGCUGCGUGAUCUCAAGGGCGUAUGGACCGCCCUGUCUGGUAUCUGGUCCCAAAUCGCCGACUUGCGCGAUACUCCCUGGUCCAGCAUCAUCCCCCGAAAGCUUCGUCAGUCUCUUGAUGGUCUUCUCACAAGCACGAAGGAUAUGCCCAAUCGCAUGAGACAGUAUGCAGCCUUCGAGUUUGUUCAAGAUACGCUUAGGGGCCAUGUCCGUAACAACCCUAUGGUUGGGGAGCUGAAGAGCGAAGCGCUGAGGGAGCGCCAUUGGAAGUUGAUGUUCAAGAAUCUCAAAGUUCAAUCUUACUCUCUUACAACGAUCACACUCGGACAAGUAUACGAUCUCGACUUGAAACGAAACGAAAACGUCAUUAAAGAUGUUAUCAUCCAAGCCCAAGGAGAAAUGGCUCUUGAAGAGUAUCUUCGCCAAGUUCGCGAGACAUGGAGUCAAUAUCCUCUCGACUUAACACCAUAUCAAGGAAAGUGUCGCCUGAUUCGCGCAUGGGACGACCUGUUCUCCAAGUGCAGCGAAAAUUUGAACUCCCUCGUCGCAAUGAAGCUCUCGCCGUAUUACAAGGUGUUCGAAGAAGAAGCAGCUGGAUGGGAAGAAAAGCUCAAUCGUGUUCACGUUCUCUUUGAUGUGUGGAUUGAUGUUCAACGACAAUGGGUAUACCUCGAGGGCAUCUUCUCAAACAGCGUCGAUAUAAAGCACUUGCUUCCUGUCGAGAGCGCUCGAUUCCAGAAUAUCAACACCGAGUUCUUGAGCGUGAUGAAGAAAGUUUACAAGGCGCCGUACGUUAUGGACGUUCUCAACAUUGCAGGCAUUCAGAAGAGCAUGGAGCGUCUCGCCGAUCUGCUUACGAAAAUCCAGAAGGCGCUUGGUGAAUAUCUGGAACGGGAGCGUGCAUCAUUCCCUCGAUUCUACUUCGUUGGUGACGAAGAUCUGCUCGAGAUCAUCGGCAAUAGCAAGGAUAUUCUUCGUAUCAUGAAACAUCUGAAGAAGAUGUUUGCCGGUAUUGCAACUAUUCUACUUGAUGAAGAUCUCACCCAGAUCUAUGGAAUGGCUUCCAGAGAAGGGGAAGAGAUCUUGUUCCCCCUUCCUGUCAUUCUCAAAGACUAUCCCAAGAUCAACGACUGGCUUGCCAAGCUCGAGGCACAGAUGCGGCUCUCUCUUGCCGAGCUGCUCAGUGAAGCUGUCAGUGAGUUGCAGGGGUUUUAUGGUGUGGAAACCGACCUCGACAGAAACGCGUUUCUUCAGUGGAUCGACAAGUACCCUGCUCAGCUGGUCACAUUGGCCGUGCAAGUGGCCUGGACGGUGUCUGUCGAGACGGAACUUAGCAAUGGAAGGACCCCAUCUGGUCCUUUGGCGACCACCGAGCAGGGAUUGGAUCUCCUCGCUGACAUCGUCUUGACGGACCUGAGCGCAAUCACUCGCCGAAAGUGCGAACACCUCAUCACUGAGCUUGUCCAUCACAGAGAUGCAACUCGUAUUUUGGUCAACAAUCGCGUAUCAGAUCCUUCGUCAUUUGAUUGGCUCUAUCAAAUGCGCUUUUAUCUCGAUCUUUCAGUCAGCGACCCUCUGGACCGAUUGAAAGUCCGCGUGGCCGACGCAAUGUUUCCGUACGGCUGGGAGUACCUUGGUGUCCCGGACCGGCUAGUCCAGACACCGCUGACGGACCGGUGUUACCUCACUCUAACACAGGCCCUUGAUCGUCAACUUGGUGGAUCUCCCUUCGGUCCUGCCGGAACUGGCAAAACAGAGUCUGUCAAAGCCCUCGGUGUGCAACUGGGUAGAUUUGUCCUGGUCUUCUGUUGCGACGAGACAUUCGAUUUCCAGGCGAUGGGUCGUAUUUUCGUCGGCCUGUGUCAGGUCGGCGCCUGGGGUUGCUUUGACGAAUUCAAUCGCUUGGAAGAGCGUAUCCUCAGCGCAGUAUCACAGCAAGUCCAGACCAUCCAGCAAGGCUUAGCAGAUGUCGUGAAAAAUCCUUCUCUCGAGAUUGAAUUGGUAGGCAAGAAUGUUAAACUCAAUCCGAACAUGGGUAUUUUUAUCACCAGUAAUCCGACGUAUGCAGGUCGCUCACAACUGCCGCCGAACUUGACCAAGCUGUUCAGGCCAAUGGCGAUGAGUCGCCCAGACAGGGAGCUCAUUGCUCAAGUCAUGUUGUUCUCUCAAGGUUUCCGCACCGCAGAAGGUCUCGCUUCCAAAAUUGUCCCGUUCUUCAAUUUGUGUGAGGAACAGUUGUCGCCCCAAGCUCACUACGACUUCGGUCUGCGGGCAUUGAAGGCAGUGCUCUCCAGCGCUGGCAUUCUCAAGCGAGAGAGGCUGCAAGUGAACGGGAGAUCAGAAGUCGCAGAUGAGACAUCUAAUGGGUACAGUGAACAGUUGAUUCUCAUCCAAAGUGUCACGGAGACAAUUGUACCAAAACUCGUGGCGGAUGACGUUCCUUUGUUGACAAGCCUGCUGUCAGACGUCUUUCCAGGUAUCGACUACGUACCUGUCGACCUCGAUGUUCUGAAAGGCCAUAUUCUGGACGUCAGUCGGGAACGUCAUCUCGUUCCUGGUGAGCGCUGGAUUGCCAAAAUUCUGCAAUUAUACCAGAUCCAGAAGAUCCAACACGGCUUGAUGAUGGUUGGUCCAUCUGGAACCGGGAAGACAAACGCGUGGAGUAUUCUCCUUGCGGCGUUGGAACGCUUCGAUGGCACUGAGGGUGUUUCUUACAUCAUUGAUCCCAAGGCUAUUCAUAAGGAUGCGUUAUAUGGCACGCUCGAUCCCACCACUCGUGAAUGGACUGAUGGACUUUUCACGCAUAUUCUUCGGAAAAUUGUUGACGACGUUCGUGGAGAGAGCUCCAAGAGACACUGGAUUAUAUUCGACGGCGACGUGGAUCCCGAAUGGGUCGAGAACCUCAAUAGUGUUCUUGAUGAUAAUAAGCUGCUCACGCUGCCCAACGGAGAGCGACUCAAUCUUCCGCCAAAUGUCCGAAUAAUGUUUGAAGUUGAGCAUCUGAAGUACGCGACACCGGCAACUGUCAGUCGAUGCGGUAUGAUCUGGUUCAGCGACGACAUCGUGGACAUACCUAUGAUGUGUCAACAUUACCUGGAUACCCUCCUGCACACCGGUCUCGAUGCGGAUGAAGAAGAUACCGACGUUGCCCGAGCAUUAUCCACCUCUGCAGAAAGAUCCUCUGUCCUUGCUACUCAACGAAGCGUGGUCGCUGUCUUGGAGCCGUUCUUUGCAUCAGAUGGUCUGAUUCAAGCAUCUCUACUGCAGGCAGAGACUUACGAGCAUAUUAUGGACUUCACACACAUUCGAGCUCUUAAUACGCUUUUCUCCCUGCUCAACAAGACCAUUCGAAAUAUUGCCGAAUACAACAUCCAACAUUCUGAUUUCCCUUUGUCAGUGGAACGGAUGGAACAAUAUGUAUCCAAGCGUCUUCUAAUUGCGCUCAUAUGGGCAUUCUCUGGUGACUGCAAGCUGGAUUCCAGGGCCGAUAUGGGUGGAUUCCUUCGAACUCAGACCGGUAUUGACAUGCCAGCGUUCCUACCUGGCACAUCCCUCAUCGACUACGAUGUCAUUGUCUCUUCUGGGGAGUGGAUUCCGUGGCAAAGCCGAGUUCCAACUGUCGAGCUUGAUUCUCAUGCCAUCACCCAGUCAGAUGCUGUUGUGCCCACGGUGGAUACAGUUCGCCAUGAAGAGAUUUUGUAUUCUUGGUUGUCGGAACACAAACCUUUGCUGCUAUGCGGUCCUCCCGGAUCGGGCAAGACGAUGACACUCUUUAGUGCUCUCCGAAAGGCCACGAAUCUCGAAGUGAUUGGGCUCAACUUCUCAAGUGCUACAACACCAGAGCUUGUUCUAAAAACGCUCGACCAAUAUUGCGAGUAUAGGAAAACGCCCAAUGGUGUUGUGCUUUCACCCGUUCAAAUCGGUCGAUGGCUUGUUAUCUUCUGCGACGAAAUCAACCUACCUGCGCAAGACAAAUACGGCACUCAAAGGGUCAUCUCAUUCCUUCGACAGCUGGUCGAACAGAAUGGUUUUUACAGGACCUCUGAUAUGGCGUUCGUCAAGCUGGAGCGUAUACAGUUCGUAGGAGCCUGUAACCCCCCGACAGACCCUGGACGCGUUCCUCUGACGCAGCGUUUCUUGCGCCACGCUCCGCUCGUCAUGGUGGACUAUCCGGGAGAAAUGUCUCUCAAGCAGAUCUACGGCACCUACAACAGAGCUCUGCUCAAAACCCAGGCAAAUCUCCGGGCCUACGCUGAACCAUUGACCGAUGCUAUGGUUGAUUUCUACCUCUCUUCUCAGAAGCGCUUCACCACCGAUAUCCAAGUCCAUUACGUUUACAGCCCUCGUGAACUCACUCGGUGGUGCCGUGGCGUGUAUGAAGCCAUUCGUCCCUUGGAAUCACUAUCCGUGGAGGGCCUUGUCCGCGUCUGGGGUCACGAAGCACUUCGACUAUUCCAGGACCGGUUGGUUUCAGAGGAUGAGAAAAUGUGGACAGAUGAACGCAUUGAUACUACCGGGCUCACCCACUUCCCCAACAUCAACCGUACGGAAGCACUGGCACGUCCAAUUCUCUUCUCCAACUGGACCUCUCGGCACUAUGUGCCUGUUGACCGCGACCAGCUCCGCGAGUACACCAAGGCACGUCUGCGUGUCUUCCAUGAAGAAGAGCUCGACGUUCCUUUGGUCUUAUUCAAUGAUGUCUUGGACCAUGUUCUUCGAAUCGACAGAGUGUUCCGUCAAGUUCAGGGCCACCUACUCCUUAUCGGAGUCAGUGGAAGCGGAAAGACCACUUUGUCACGCUUUGUUGCCUGGAUGAACGGCCUUAGCAUCUUCCAAAUCAAGGUCUCCAAUAAGUACACCGGUGCCGACUUUGAUGAGGACCUGCGAACUGUUCUUCGAAGGGCAGGUUGCAAGGGAGAAAAGAUCUGCUUCAUUAUGGACGAGUCAAAUGCGUUGGACUCGGGUUUCCUGGAGCGACUCAAUACAUUGUUAGCUAAUGCAGAAGUUCCCGGUCUCUUCGAAGGGGACGAGUACUCAGCCCUGAUGACAGCAUGCAAAGAAGGCACUCAGCGUGACGGUCUGAUGCUAGACUCUAACGAAGAACUUUACCGCUGGUUCACUUCUCAAGUCGCUCGCAAUUUGCAUGUUGUUUUCACAAUGAAUCCACCGCAGAACGGACUGGCCUCCCGCGCAGCAACAUCUCCAGCGUUGUUCAAUCGUUGCGUGUUGGAUUGGUUUGGCGACUGGUCCGAUCAGGCAUUGUUCCAAGUCGGCAUGGAAUUCACGAACACGCUGGAUCUCGAUAUUGCAUCGUACGCGGCACCUCUAAACUUCCCAAUCGCUUACCGACAGAUUUCACUCCCACCAUCGCAUCGCUCCGCCGUCGUGAACGGCUUUGUUCAUGUGCACCAAUCUCUCAAGGAGUUGAGUGCGAAGCUUAGCCGUCGGCAAGGUCGCUACAAUCACGUAACUCCACGACACUAUCUUGAUUUUAUUAAUCAUUACGUACGCCUGCACGGAGAAAAAAGGGAAGAGUUAGAAGAGCAGCAACGCCAUCUCCAUGUUGGGCUCGAUAAACUUCGCGACACGGUGACGCAGGUAGAAGAGCUGCGGAAGAGUUUAGCCAUUAAGCGAACCCAACUCGCUGAAAAAGAUGCCCAAGCCAAUGAAAAACUGCGCCAGAUGGUUGACGAUCAACGCGUAGCAGAAGAGCGGAAAGCUGAGUCUGUCCGAAUUCAACAAGAAAUCCAUAGGCAGGAGCGGUAUAUCCAGGAACAGCGGAAGAAAGUCAUGGCCGACCUGGCCGGUGCAGAACCAGCCGUGCAAGAAGCUCAAGAAUCCGUCACACAGAUCAAGCGUCAGCAGCUUACUGAAGUUCGAUCAAUGACAAACCCCCCCGAAACGGUGAAACUUGCCAUGGAGUCAGUUUGCACAUUGCUGGGUCACAAGAUUGAUAGCUGGAAGACGGUUCAAGGGAUCAUUCGACGGGAUGACUUCAUCGCCAACAUUGUUCAUUUCGACACUGCCCGGCAGAUGACCAAGGCGUUGCGCGACAAGAUGGAGCGCGAGUUCAUGAAUAAACCCGCGUACAAUUUCGAGCGUGUCAAUCAGGCUAGUAAAGCUUGUGGGCCUUUGGUGAAAUGGGCAAUUGCGCAAGUUCGAUAUUCGGAAAUCAUCGACAUGGUGGAGCCGCUGCAAAAUCAGCUGGAGGAGCUGUCAGAGGAGGCCAAUCAACUGCGUCUCCGUGAGACACAGCUGCACAGCAUGAUCUCGGAUCUCGAAGCGAGCAUCGCCCAGUAUAAGGUGGACUAUGCUGCGCUUGUGGGCGAAGUGCAAUCCAUCAAAGCUGAACUGGAACGCGUCCAAUCGAAAGUCGAGAGGAGUAUGACUCUUCUGGGGAGUUUGUCCUCAGAGCGCGAACGCUGGGAGGCAGAAAGUCGUACGUUCGACAUCGAGAUGGGAACCAUCGUUGGCGAUGUGCUUCUCUGUGCCGCAUUCCUGGCUUAUGGAGGUUUCUUCGACCAGCAUUAUCGCGAAACUAUGUGGCAAGAAUGGGGUUUCCAUCUGACAGAGGCCGGUAUCCAGUUCAAGACUAAUUUGUCUCUGACGGAAUACUUAUCAACCGCGGCCGAUCGGCUUGGUUGGCAAGCCCAUUCGCUACCGUCGGACAAUCUGUGCUUGGAAAACGCGAUCAUGUUGCGCCGGUUCAACCGAUACCCCCUUAUCAUCGACCCUACUGGGCAGGCCACUACAUUCCUCAUGGAGGAAUAUCGAGAUCGGAAGAUGACUGUCACCAGUUUCCUGGACGACGCAUUCCUGAAAAAUCUAGAGAGUGCCCUGCGUUUCGGAAAUCCACUUCUCAUUCAGGACGUCGAACACUUGGAUCCUAUUCUCAACGCAGUCCUCAACAAAGAACUUCGUCGUACAGGCGGCCGUGUUCUGAUACGUCUCGGAAACCAAGAUAUUGACUUCUCCCCGGCGUUCACCAUGUUCCUCUCGACGAGAGAUCCGUCGGUUGAGUUUUCACCUGACAUAUGCAGUCGGGUCACUUUCGUGAACUUCACUAUGACUCGCAGCAGCUUGCAAAGCCAGUCUCUCGAGCAAGUUUUAAAGGCCGAACGUCCCGAAACUGAUCAAAGGCGUAAAGAUCUCAUGAAGAUUCAGGGCGAAUUCCGUUUGCGACUGCGAGCUCUGGAGAAACUCUUGUUACAAGCUUUGAACGAGUCUACUGGCAACAUCCUCGAUGAUGACAAAGUUAUUUUCACGCUGGAGAACCUGAAGAAAGAAGCUGGCGAGAUCAUGAAGAAGUCUGCAGACACAGAAAUCGUCAUGGCACAAGUCGAGCAAGUCACCUCUGAGUACUUGCCCCUUGCCCAAGCCUGUAGCUCAAUCUUCUUCGUCUUGGAACAACUCAGUGUUGUUCAUCACUUCUAUCAGUUCUCACUACGUUUCUUCCUGGAUAUCUUUGACUACGUCUUGCUGCAUAACCCUAACUUGGCCGGAGUCAAAGAGUCAUCGACGCGCCUACAGAUCCUAAUCAACGACCUCUUCAUGAACACAUUCAAAAGAACAUCCCGUGCGCUGCUACACAAGGAUCAGGCAGUGCUAGCGGUAUUGUUGGCCCAAAUUCAGAUGAAAGGAGUUGGGGAGAAUGAGCUACUUGACGAACUGGAGCUCUUUAUCGAAAGCAGCGAUAUCAAUGUCACCAUCAAUAUCGAGACGUCUGACGAAAAACCAGCAAGUCUAUCUGUCGAUCAAUGGAACCGUUUGAAAGCGUAUUCAGCAAAAUUCAAAUUCUUCCGGUACCUGAAAGACCAUAUCAUCCAUCAUGACGAUGUAUGGCAGCAGUUCAGAAUAUCAGCCGCCCCAGAACUAGCCGUGCCAUGGAUAUGGGAAGAAGAAGAGAGACCACUCACAAAGGUGGUGCGGAAUCUGCUGCUUCUGAAAUGCUUGAGGCCGGAUCGUCUCCUGCAAGCGACAUCCCAUUUCGUCAACGCUGUUUUCCAUACUGAUUUAGCAGACGAGAGCGCGUACAAUCUCAAAGCGGUUGUAUCCGAUGAAGUGCUCGCUGUAAACCCCGUCGCCGUGGUGUCUGUUCCUGGUUACGAUGCUAGCUACCGAGUGGAAGACUUGGCUCGCGAUAACAAUGCAAAAUUAUCAUCUGUCGCUAUGGGGUCUCAGGAGGGAUUCUCUUUGGCAGAUCAAGCUAUAUCUGCGGCUGUACGACAAGGGGCCUGGGUCCUGUUGAAGAACGUGCAUCUCGCUGCUUCGUACCUUAGCCAAUUGGAGAAGCGCUUACAGAGCUUGAACCCGGCGAAGAGCUUCCGACUUUUCCUCACCAUGGAGGCGAACCUAUCUAUCCCUGUCAACAUCCUUCGUCAGUCACGUAUUCUCAUGAACGAGCCUGCCCCGGGUGUGAAGGCGAACUUGCUUGAAUCUCUUCAAAGCAUAUCACAACAUCGGCUGUCACAAGGACCGACCGAAAAGAUACGGUUGUACUUCCUUGUUGCUUGGUUCCACGCUGUAGUGCAAGAACGCCUACGUUAUGUACCGCUGGGGUGGAGCAAAACGUACGAUUUCAACAAUUCCGACCUCGAAGCGGCUUUCCGUACGAUUGACGGCUGGUUAUUGUCUGCUGCCAAGGGAAGGGCCAACAUGGAUCCAGCGACUAUUCCUUGGCCAGCAAUUCGAACGCUACUGAAGCAGUCCGUCUAUGGUGGGCGCAUAGAUAGCGACUUCGACCAGCAAAUCCUAGAUGCAUUCAUUGACGCGCUUUUCACCCCAGCAGCGUACAAUGUGGACUUUGAUCUUGUUCCGGUAAUUCAGAGCGAGCAGGCACUGCAGCCGCCAGAUGGUGCGAAGAUGAAUCAUUUCAUGGAGUGGGUCCACAGACUUCCAGAUAUUGAGCCACCCGCUUGGCUCAGUCUUCCUCCGAAUGCUGAGAAGCUAAUUGCCAUCACGGAGGGUGAGGCUUUGCUUGGAAAACUUCGCAAAAUGAGGACAAUUGCCGAUGACGAUGACGAAGCUGUGGCAGUACCAGGUCCUUCUGGGACAAACGACACACAACCAGGUUGGAUGCGCGCACUGCUCCAGCACUGUCAAGACUGGCUGUCUUCUCUACCAGAGACACUUGCUUCAUCCACGCAACGGGCAGAUGAAGCAGAUCCGUUAAAACGGCUCUUUUCUCGAGAAACUCGGGUCGGAAGCAGCCUUUUGCGGCAAGUUCGCCGAGACCUCGCCGACAUAAUUCUGGUUUGUAAAGGAGAAUUGAAGCAGACUAACCAUCUGCGAUCCUUGCUUUCUCAUUUAACUAAAGGUACGAUACCAUCGACAUGGAUGAGAUACAAAGUUCCCCGAGGAAUGUCGACUAGCCAGUGGAUCACAAAUUUCUCACAACGACUAGCUCAGCUCCAGGAGAUUGGCAGUCUGAACGAUUUCACCGGUGUCCAGGUUUGGCUAGGUGGCCUGUUUUACCCCGAGGCAUACGUUACCGUUACUCGUCAAGCCGUUGCCCACCGAAACAGUUGGAGUUUGGAAACCCUCUCUCUGUGCUUAGACUUGGAAGAGGGUGGAAGCGGUGGUUUUGUAGUUGAAGGGCUUGUGCUCGAAGGUGCCAAUUGGCACGAUGACACGCUGCGCCUGAACGAUGGUGACGCGGUUCGGCUUAAGCCCUCUCGAGUACGGUGGGUCAAGGUCGAUCCUGGUUCUGCCAACACCGUCAAGGCAAAUGCUGUCACUCUCCCUGUCUACCUCAAUGGUGAUCGCAACGACGUUCUAUUUACUGUUGAUCUGCCAUUUGAGGGGUGCGACAAGGGAUGGAUUGCGCAGCGGGCUAUUUGUUUGAUCGCCAGCGGAUCAAUCCAAUAAUGGAAUAUUUUUCUUAGUCUGUUACGGACCUAUGUCAUUCAUUAUUCACCGUUUCGUUUCGUCGUCAGGACGAAAACUUGGGUAUCAAUAUUUUGGUUUGCUAGGCUAUUUGGUAUUGUUACAGGUUGGGUUGAGAGGUGCAGACUAAAAAUGGCUAAAACCCCAAAUGAAAGCUGUCAAUCGCAGCGUGGUGCUUGCUGAUGGAACAGAACCACAAGUCCACAAAGAACAUCACGCCGAUCCCGUGCCACCACGCCUCCAAGUCGUCCACAAAGACGGCAAUGGUCCCUCUCCUUCAAAGACGUCGUCUGAGGCAGUCUCGGAAAAUAUCCUCGGCUCCCAGGCGUCUGGCAUACUGUCCCACGGUCCAACACCACCUACGGCCCCAUCCAACACCUGCACUCGGUGGCUCCGCAGAGCCCGCAGCACCAAGCUGAACCCGUAACGGCUCUUUUCCACAUUCUGCCUGAACCGGCUCAAGCCAAACUUCUCGAUCCUAUUCUGCAGCAAUCGGGAGAAGUUGGAAUUGAUCGUUGCGGUUGUUUCAUGCAGGGUAUGGGUAGGGUCGUCCGGAUGUGGACGUAGAUAGGCGUAUUCCACGACCUUCAUAAUCUUGACAUGGUCGAGGUUGCGGGUGCGAACCUGGGUUUCGCCUUUGAUAGGAUCAACUUCGCUCUCCUCGAUGACCCAGGUCUCAGUGCGUGAACCGAGUAAGCCCUUGGGUGCCCAUCGUGGUAGGUGACCCCGUUUCAGGAUGAGGCGAGUAGUGAUGAGGGUGCCACGAUCGCUGAAGACACGGUCGAUGACGUCGACUGAUGCGAUAUGGGAGGCGAAGGGAUUGGGGUAGCGAAGGAAGAAAGCGAGUGUUACGGUCGAGAAUGGUUCAUCGUAUGCAUGACUAUGGCGGAAGAAUUUCAUUCUUCACUGCACGAGAUCAGGUGCCAGAAAUAAGAUAAAGGUGACAGAGAUAGAUGAAGAGAAGGUAGUCGCCCGACCAA
Molecule: messenger RNA, 11363 nt
Organism: Dacryopinax primogenitus
Lineage: Eukaryota; Fungi; Basidiomycota; Dacrymycetes; Dacrymycetales; Dacrymycetaceae
Product: dynein heavy chain protein 1
Exons: 16
Coding region: 1-10365 (3454 amino acids)
Biological process (GO): microtubule-based movement
Cellular component (GO): dynein complex
Molecular function (GO): dynein intermediate chain binding; ATP binding; minus-end-directed microtubule motor activity
Source: RefSeq, a predicted model, not a curated record